Molecule: messenger RNA, 1356 nt
Organism: Mytilinidion resinicola
Lineage: Eukaryota; Fungi; Ascomycota; Dothideomycetes; Mytilinidiales; Mytilinidiaceae
Exons: 2
Coding region: 1-1356 (451 amino acids)
Biological process (GO): regulation of transcription by RNA polymerase II
Molecular function (GO): DNA-binding transcription activator activity, RNA polymerase II-specific; zinc ion binding
Source: RefSeq, a predicted model, not a curated record
AUGCCAUCCCGCCGGCCGCACCACAAGACCAGGAGAGGGUGCACCUCGUGCAAAAAACGGCGUAUCAAGUGCGACGAGCACACCCCCGAGUGCCAUAACUGCACCAAGAAGAACCUUACGUGUAGCCUAUUGACCCUUGUUCCCUCCUCGCGGCUCUCAAGCAGUUCGUCCCCCACACCAGUACCUCCAUCUGAGGCGGUAGCUCGACGUGUUUUCGUUUUCCAUCAAACUCCUGAAAACCCAACUCCGACGAUCUCGGCACUGUCGUCUCUUACUGCUUCUUUCGAACGCUGCUUCAGCGACUCUCCGACAUUCUUCCAAUCGAAAGGAAAGGAGUUAAUCCAUCAUUUCCUGACCAAGACCAGUACUACCUUGGCGACUCAUAGCCCUACGCAGCGGGUAUGGCAGGUGGCCAUUCCUCAGAUUGCUACGGCGCACCCGUAUCUGAUCCAUGGAAUCAUUGCCGCUACCUCUCUUCACCUCUCUGAGCUUCAUGAGGAAGCCGAAGCAAAGGAGGCCUUCGCCAACAUUGCUGUCCGCCAAAUGGACCUUUCCCUAUCGAAUUACCGCAACCAGCUAUCCAAUAUCACGGCUGAAAAUUGCAAUGCCUUGUUUGCCUUCUCUAUCUUAACCAUCAUUUAUCAAUUCCGGACGUUCCGCGAUGAGUCCGCAGCACUCUUGUCAUUAGCUACCCAACAAGAUGUUGAUAUGCCAUGGGUCACGGCUCAACUAAAAAAUGUGUCACUUGGACUCCUUAUGAACAUGCGCGGAGGAGCGAGGGCCAUCCUAAAUCCAAGUUGGAGUUGGAUCUCAAAAGGACCGCUGGCAGACAUAGCUGAGCGAAACUGGUGGCCAACAGACCGGUCCCUAAAGAGCCCGCGACACUUUGAAGAGGACCACCGACUACACCAGCUAGAAGAACUAUGGAUGAUCCCGGGACAACCAUAUGAGAACGAACAUGAUGUGUUAAAAACUGCUCUGCAAGAUCUUCGCGAUACAUAUGCUCUAGUCGCCCAACUCACAGAUGACUCCACUGUGGGCGCUGUAUCAUGCACGUACAAGCUUGGCGCCGAUGACACUGUGCUGGGUACAUUGAAAGAUAGGGGCGCAAUAUUCAAGUGGCCUGUUGGUUUGUCCCAAGAGUUCAUGAAGUUGGGAGAGCAACAGCAUCCCCACGCUUUCGUUAUCAUUGCCCACUGGGCAGUCUUACUUCACAGAAUUAGCGAUCUAUGGUUCUUGGAAGGCGUGGCGUCGACUUUUGUAGCCACUGCAGCCUCGUUGCUGGGUAAAGACAAUCGAAGCUGCAUCGAGUGGCCAAUACGCGAACUUGGGCUACAAUUACCUGAUGGGCUUUGA